AUGAUAUAUUCCCAAUGGGACGGGCAUAAAAUCACCCAAGUUGCCAUAAAUUCGAUAAAUUCGGGCCCCGCUACCCCGCCAUCAAAGUGCGGGGUGCGGGGUCCAGGCCUCCUCCGUCGCCUCUCUCACCCCCUCAUCCUCUCCUCUCACGACCCCUCCAUCCUCCUCAACUGCGCCGGCAUCCAGCGCCGCCACCCCUCCGCCUCCUUCCCCGACUCCGACUGGGACUUAGUCCUCCAAACCAACCUCUCCACCGUCUUCACCCUCUGCCGCGAUAUCGGGGCACAUAUGCUUACCCGCCCUGGUCCGCAUAGGGGGAAUAUCAUUAACAUCGCCUCACUACUCAGUUUUCAAGGCGGGUUGACGGUGCCGGCGUACGCGGCGGCGAAGGGGGGGGUGGCGCAGUUGACGAAGGCGCUGAGCAAUGAGUGGGCGGGCAAGGGGGUCAAUGUCAAUGCGGUGGCGCCGGGGUAUAUCGCGACGGAGAUGAAUGAUGCGUUGAUUGCGGAUGCGGAUCGGGCGGCGAGUAUUUUGGCGAGGAUACCGGCGGGGAGGUGGGGGAGGCCGGAGGAUUUUGGGGGGGUGGUGGUUUGGCUUGCGGGCGGGGGGAGUGCGUAUGUUACGGGGGAGAUUGUUACUGUUGAUGGGGGGUGGAUGGGGAGGUGA
Pseudogymnoascus destructans is the source of this 666-nucleotide messenger RNA. RefSeq lists its product as uncharacterized. The record is from RefSeq and is a predicted model, not a curated record. The transcript has 2 exons. Gene Ontology annotation, molecular function: oxidoreductase activity, acting on the CH-OH group of donors, NAD or NADP as acceptor. Bases 1 to 666 code for a protein of 221 amino acids. Lineage: Eukaryota; Fungi; Ascomycota; Leotiomycetes; Thelebolales; Thelebolaceae.